Molecule: messenger RNA, 12195 nt
Organism: Caenorhabditis sp. 36 PRJEB53466
Lineage: Eukaryota; Metazoa; Nematoda; Chromadorea; Rhabditida; Rhabditidae
Source: the annotation of a GenBank genome assembly
AUGAGUGGUGAGGAGUGGGGGGAAAGGGGCAAUCAUUUAAAGUCAGCCACCCGUUUCUAAAACAAACACCAAUUCGAACAAUUCACUGUCCUACCUGGUAUUAUAAUCAUGGGAAUGGGGAUAGAUGACACAGAUCUCUUUUCCGUUUCAAGUUAUGUUUUGGUAUGUUUCCCAGUGGCUGCAGCAAAGGAAAUUCACUUAAUUACAAGUAUCAUCCAUGACGCUGCCCAUCAAUUUUCGGAUCGGGGCACCCGGUCCUUCGGUCCCCCCUCAUUGUUUCAAAACCGUCUCUCUUUCACACCCCCCUUUCGCUUGCGCCGCCCGCGCUCAUAGCAAAUUGCCAGCUAUUAGAGAACUGUCCAAGAAUACUGUAGUCACAACUAAAACCGCUUGGCCAUCAUCAUCCUCAUGUUUUCGGACAUUUUUGCUUCUUGGACGAAAAAAAACAAAACGCAGUCCAUGUUUCUUUGCUUCUGCUUUUGCUUUUUCUUCCAGUUUUGGCAGACUCAGCAGGGCGCCAGUUUCAAGGGUAUAAUUGGAAGGUCUGAGCGACAUGAAUACUGUACGUACAUGUCCGGCCAUAUCCUUUCGUUUCCGACCAAGGAGUGAAGAGAACGUCUGUGACCGUUCUGGGUUGUAAUAUCAUCAUCUCGGCCAUUUUUUGAUUUCUGAGCCUAUAAAAGUGUUACCCUUUGAGAAGGUCUGUUAAGAGACUAUAAAUCUGAAGAGAUUCGAUUUAUGAGCGUUUGCACUUUGUGGACCAUCGAGAUCUCAUUCAAUUGCGCGAACAAGAAUAGAAAUCCAAUUGAACUUGACAAUAUCCGUGCUUGCCCUUUUCUACUGUUGAUCUCUGUUAGUAUCUCUGCAAAGUUUUGCUUCAUUCUUUUUUGUCAGCUUAUUUUUGUGUCCUAAUGUGCUCUCCGUUUGUUGUCAGGUCGUUUCGAGUUGAAAAAACGGAGUUUCGCUGUAAAAUAGAAGGUUUCCAGAUAUCCAGAACAUAAUAACUUCUGAAAUCUCUAAAUCUGUAUCAAAACAUCAGAAAUUUACUUUGAAACCCUUUUCGUCACGUAUUUUCUAUAUUUAUCCCAUUACUCUAGUUAGUUAGAUUACGCUUUUGGCAAAAUUUUUUCACUAAAAUUCGGUCCGGGACAAUUCUGACUCUAGUAGAUAAGCAAAAUCACACAAAAAUCCAGUCCUCACUGGAAUUUCCAGUAGAACCGCUCCGUGUUGCAGCAACGCAACGGAGAGGGUCCCUCCGGCCGGUCGCUCUCGUUGUCUGCGUCGCGCACUCUCUCCCUCUCCCCGCGCAUAGACUGUUUUGUUGUUUUGCUGGAAAUGUCAUCUCGAACGUCACUCCGCUCGUACACGUCUUAUUAGUUUAUCCCGCGGGUCCUUCCCGCUGCUCAUUUCUUCCCGUGCAGACGUUCCGUUCGCUCUGCCCUCCCCGUGUUUUUGGCAUUGUUUGCAGACAUUUUUUCUCUCCCACUUCUUCCGCUCUUGACAGUUUGUCAACUUAACCCCCUCCAGCCUAUCAUUCCCAGCUUUUGUCACAAAAUAUGUGUGUAUAUUGCUUUUCUUCUUCUUUUUCUUUCUUUUGCUUCUUUCCGCUCAUUAAUUCUAUUCUACCGUUUGCAAUCGUGUUAUGUACAAUCAGUCCCAGACAAAAACGACUAAAAUAAUCCAAUUACAGCAGCGAGCGGCCCACGGAUUCGAUUCGAUUCGAUUCGAUCACUCAUCAAUCGUCUCGGGAGACAAGGUGAGGAGGAGGCAUCUGCGCGGGGCUUACAAAUGGGAUUACACGAAUUGUCACUCAAGAUUUCGGUAGAGUAGAGAGCUCUUAUUUUCUCUGUCAUCUGGUAUGAGAAAUUACCAUAAGCUGAUCUUGAUGACAAAUUGUUCGAGAGAAUUUUGAGGCAGAAACACGGAAGGGUUGGCGGUAGGCAGCAAUGGUGGGAAGAGAUGACCGAAACUUGUGCACACAAUGGAAUUCAAGGGUCUGUUACAACAAACCUUCCCUCUUUUCCUUUUUUGUCCAAUUUUUUGAAUAGCGAGCUUCAGAGGCAGCUCUGUGUUUCGUUUCCCUUUGAAAACCAUCCCCCCCUCGCUUUUCGACAUGACCAAUGCCAAAUGACACGUGUCGCUUUUUGAUUUACUUGCCUUUGGCCCCCGCCCUUCCUUUCCUUUCGUCUUCGCUUUCCCUCCGGAACCCUGAUUUACGAGGCGGCGCCAGCGGCGGGGCACAUUUCCAUACACCUUACUUCUCACUUUCAUUUUGUAGAAAACGCGGGCCCCUAGUGGUCAUUAUUUUUGCCACCUACUCAGAUUUCACAUAUAUAUAUAUAUUGUUAGAAGCAGAGCGUCUCCUACUGUUUCCGGUGAGAGAAGGGCUCAUUCAUAAUGUAAACGGCCACUUUGAAACAUUUCAUUAUUGAGCGGGGGAAAAAUUCUUCUAACUUUCAAUUACCAUUGGAAAUUCGAACACACUUCAAAGUAGGGGCGGAGGGGGUGCCUUCAACUAACUUUGAGGCUCUUUGGAGGAUAGGAUAGGAUCUCCUGCGCGUGUACAUUUAUUUAUUUACCAAUUACUCGGCACGCGCCGUGUCAACGGAUCGUCUUCUCGCUUUUUGGCACACUGUGUCGGCAAUUACCAAAAAGAGUUUUACCGGCUAGCCAGCCGAGAGCUAUUGUUUGAUCGUUAGGGGUCCCCAAAGCAUUGUAAUUGACAGUAUCGGGUUCGAUGUUUUGUCCGCACAGUUUGCCUACUCGUCUGACGGGUCGGCACUUCUCUGUUGUCUUCUCCGGCCGCCGUUCGCUUCCGAUGGUUAUCGUUCGGAUCUUCUUAGUCCUUACCCGGCGCUCCGACCAUAACGGUAUCGUCAUCUUAUUGAAGUGUGUCUAGGUGUUUUUUAUCCAUCCCCCCCCCCUCCUCUCCGUUCACGGGCACUUUUAUAGGCUUUGUUCUUCUUUUCGCACUCUCUCUCUCUCUUGGAAAGGCCGACGGUGCCGACAAGUCUGGUUAGCCCCCCUUCAUUUUAUUGUAUGAAAAUUGAGAAGAAGGCGAGAAAGAUGUCAUAAAUCGACGAGAUUUUUUGAUUCCUUCACUCGUGCCUCCGCUCAGGUGUUCUUUACAUUCUCGCGUGUAUAUGCCAAGUGGCUCAAUAGCACUGCCAUUUCACUUCUGCCAAAUUAUCUUCAAGGUUAGAAGGCCUUGCCACCAAAACAUUUCUUCUUUCCCCAUACCAAACUUAUCAUAAUUGUCUAUUUGUGCACCGUCGUUGACUCAAGAAAAACACCCAAAGGUAGGGGUGGGGGUGUCACGUCAAAAAUGGCAUGCAAACCAAACAGAAAGUGGACCCCUCGCAGAUAUUUGGAGAUGAGUCACUUUCCGAUGCCCCAUGGGCGGACCAUAUACCAAUCACACUUUUUUUGUUGGCGAGCAAGCCCCAAAGGUUUACACUUUUCCACAAGCAUUGCAACAAAUUCUUGUUACAUUUUUUACACUUAUACCAACAAAAAAAAUGUGAUGUCCUUGUGCCCCCCCCCCACCUAAUGACUCAACAGGUGUUAUGAGAACCGUUCCUAGUUUUCUUCUCAAAAAGUUCGAGUACGUGGUUGGCAAACAGCGCUUCCUGGAACACAUGCUUAGUCACUUUUUCGUAUAAAAACCGCAAGAGGCCUCAUAAAAAGUUACCCCUUGAACACCUUUCUUUUCAGAGAAAAAUUGAGAACAUAAAAAAGUGCGAAUCGCUUCUCAUCCGCCCACUCACAUUCAGAUCUUCCCUCUUCAACACAUUUUUUUGUCAAUUUCAUUUCAACAGAGACUAUCCGAGGAGGGCAGCUUCCUCUUCUUCUUCUUCUUCUUCCCAUGCGGUCUCGAGACAUGUCUCCUCCCAUUUUUUCGACCAUGGGAGCGGCUUGGGGUGUUGUGUGUUUGCUGGCCAGACCCCUCCCGCCGCUGUCUGAAGGAGUAGUAAGUAAGGCCCCGCCCACUUUUUUUCGCUUCCCCUAAACGAACCAUAGCCUCCCCCUUGUCUCUGAUAACGCUUUCCGGCAAAAUAUCUUUUUCAAUUUCCGGUCCCUUUCCCUCGUAUCAAUUUCACUGUUCAACUCGUGCGCCGGGGCCCAAUUACCAGUAUGACGGCGUGGUGCCAAGCGUCUCUCUCUCCCUCUCUCAAUAAUUACAUGGCUCCUCGAAAAACCAGUCGGCUUCCGUCACCUCUCUCAUUAGGACCCCCUAACCAUGGGCGGGCGGAAAAGGGAAGAGAAACUUUUCCCCUCUCCUGACCGCCCGCCGGACAAUUUGUUUUUCCCUCCACCUUUUUCGCUUUAGACACCGACAAUGUGUGACAUUGAGUCCGCUCCAAGUUGUUCGCAAGUCUAAUUAAGCCCCCCUCCCCCCGGCCAGUGAUUUAUUUGUAUAUACAUAUAUCCUCUGGAAGGUAGGCACAGUAUCCCUCUUCCGGCCGCGCUUCUGCCUCAUCGCACUGCGCUUUUGUAAGGCAAUCAAGGAGAGAUUGGUAUCUGACCGUACAUUCCGCGAAGAUCCCCUUCUCUAUUGUGGUCCGUUCCUAGAGACAAUCUGACCUCUUUUUUUCUUUCUGGAUGUAUACGUUGAACCCAUAAUUAACAAGAAAAAUGUCAAUUGGUUGUGGUACAGUAAUAAUUAUCCAAACAUGAUACGGUACAUAAAGCCAUUUAUUAUUUCAACGCCCAACACCAGAUGAUGAUGAUGAUGAUGAUCUAUCGGGAGCAAAGAGCGAGAGCAAUAAUAGUUUCGAUAAUAUGAAAUGAAGAGUGUCGGGGGGCGAAAGGUGCGUGCGGGGUUGCGUUGGGUUGGCACCAGAUGGUUAGAAGCUUCAAUAAUCAUCAUCAUCACCCACACCGCUUUUCGCCCACUUCACUUUCUCAUCAUUAAAUGUGAAAAGCCCCUCCUCCACGAAAUUUCUCGAUUUUUGCUCCCAGAGUCUCAGUUUUUUGGUGAACUUGGAUAUUCAUUGCAAAUUCAGUUGGAACCUGGUCUUGCGCGAAAAAUUGGUGCGCCGCGGACAACAGAGAUUUUGUAUUGUGCGAGUUGAACAAGUUCGCCGCGCUUGAAUUUUUCAUUUCUUCCCCGUCUUCUACUUCAUCUCUUCCGGUCCUAUCCUAUACUUUGAAGUCCUGCUGGCCCGUUCUCAUCGAAGGUCUAAGCUCGAGUUCCCACUACUAUAAAUGUGUCAGAUUGAAGUAGAGAGAGAUGGAGAAAGAGAAAGAGAAAGAGUAUCCAGUUUAAAUUGGAAUAGGAAACGGAAGGAAGAGCGGGGCCCGGGUUGCCAGAACUUUUACGCCUUUUUCGUGAUGUUCUUCUCUCUUUUCCUUCCUCUUCCUACCACUCCCAUUUCAUCCGCCACAGGGCCUAUCUCCACCACUCAAUCUAUCCAUUACUUGUCCCAAAACUAAACGACCCUAGUGAAGAAGUAUGGACGACGCUAGGCCACGCGGUUCUCAAAUUUUGAAACAAGAAAGGCGCGAAAAAAGGGAAAUUAGCCUAAUAAGUGGGACGAUUGAAGUUAAAAUCGCUUUCUUUCCACCUCAUCUCAUGCCUUCUCCUUCUCCUUACUAGUAAGUCAUCAUAAUAGCAACCAAUAAUAAUAAUAAUAACAUGGGGUGCCUGUGUGUUUCGCUCGCUUGAUCCCCUCCUACCCGCAUAAUUGAUCCACUUUGGUACCAUAUGCCAACCUCAUUAUCUCAUCCACGAAUUCUCAUUCCGCUUUCCCGAAACUUUUUCGGUCCCUUUGGUGCUCACGCGCAACUCUACUCAACCUAUCCGUCCAAAUUUGGUUUUUUUUUUCGUGUUGUGUCGAUGUCGACUCUUCUCCUUUUUUUUCCAAUCAGGUCGGAAAUGCGGAGCGAGAAAAAGUUGAUUUACUCUACUUGUGAGCCAAUUUUGUUCGUUGUUCUUCACAAUGUUUCUUCUUGGUCACUUUUUCGGCACAAUCUCGUUUUUUCUUCUCCUCGUCUUCUGAUUAAUGACGCUAGGUCUUGACAUCUAUCCAGAAUGUGCAUAAUGUCAAUAACUCAAGUUGACAUUUGUAAAAGGUUCCCCUGACCCCCCAUCUCUCACCAAACAUGCACACGACUUUCUUGAAAUUUACCCCCCUCAUCUCAGAGUGAGAGUUGAAGAACGAGCGUAUUUUUAGUGGCGUGGCGUCUUGUUGAUGAUGGAGCCGGGAAGAAGUUUGUUUGGGCUUCACUUUUUUCCGCGCGAAUGAUUUGACAACAGUGCCUUGUACUAGGAUGAACAUCUGCCGAUCAGAUGUGCUCGUUUUAUAAACUUACUAUAUUGAUCAUUAUUUCAGCCUACAAAUCACACCCGCCCAAUGUCAAAAUGAAGCUCUUACUCCUACUCUCAACCACCAUCACACUAAUCACAAAUGCGCUGCCCAACUCGCCACCAUUUCCCAUCUUUGGACCGUGUCAGAAGCGAUGCAUCACGCAGGUUAGUUUCCAUCAAAAUUGCAUGAUCUUAAACAAAUUUCUUGAAACUUUCGGAAAUUUUUAGUCGUGUUAGAACUUGUCGGGCCCGAGAAUUUCAAGUUUUGACCCAGCCUGGCCCUUUGCAAGUCUGGUUUAUAUGACAUGUGUGUUCGGAUCUCCAUCUAAUUUAUAUGAGAACCCACCCGGAAGAGAUGUUCUUUACAAAAAAACGGAACAUGUGCUUGCUUCAUCUUAUUACACUGUUAGACAUCACAAUUCAAUCCUAUUCGGGUCACUGAUUCCUGGUGGAUUACUGUACGUUUUUUGCAGUUUGGCGAGAUCAAGGAACGAGUCACGAACACGGAUACGAUGUAUCGCGAAGUUGACGUUUUCAACAAGACCGAAUUCUCGCUGGUUAGUUUAGUCGGUCGGUCCUUUCCAGUUCUGUCUGUUAAUUAACCGAAACACUGAUGAACCACCAUCAGACUAAUUGGCUUGAUGUUCACUUUAGUUGUGACUGACUGACUGACAAGGCAAGAAAGGCAAAAACAUGUUCCCUCAUUUUACAGUGCAAAUUGGGAUGCAACAGCCCCGAAUACACGGAUCUGAACCUGCCCGCGUUUCGUUUUGGACAGUCUGCCUAUCAACAAAUUCUGAUGAACGCUGAUGGUAAGCAACGGGGGACCGCCGCUGCCUCAAAAUGGCAAGGUCAAUCUCAAUCGGAAGGCGAGUUGGUUGCAACAACUACUAAUUCGAACCACUUAUCAAAAGUGUCUCGGCACGUCUGUGUUCCACCCCGCAGCGAUGAGAUGAAGAUGCGGGAGUGAUCGCAAUGAUUGAUGCGAAAUGUUGCGUGACAUGAAAUAAUAAGAUUUAUGAUUGAGGGGUAUGAAGCGGCAAAAAGUAGCGGUUACCGGCAAUAUUCUAUGAUAACGAUAACGGGAUCUGCCAACUUUCAGUUCACACUUCCCAAUUUUCAGCAAAACCGACACGUGAGAGUGUGGUGAAAGAUGCGAACAUUCUGUGCCUCGACAAUUUGCCCUAUCUGUCCAAGAACAGCUCCGCGACGACCAGCAAGCGAGUGCUCUCCGGAAAAGUGGUACUGGAGCUCGAGGAAGGCGUUCAGGACACGGAGAACGUCUAUUUCAUCGAAGUAGUCGCCCGUGAUGCCGACGACGACGACACGUACAUUGUCUACCAGGACUGGGUAAGUUGCCGUACAAACCUCCGGGCCGUCGCCCGCACUUUGUCAUUCUGUCACACUGAUGGCACACCGCUGAGGUUGGAGAACAAAAGCAAUCGAUUAGUGGAGAUGGAAGGUUAGGUGGUUGUGUUCCGCCACUUUUCUGAUUCCAUGUUUUGACAGAAUGUGAGGGGAAAGAGAUUUUGGGCCCGAAUUAGUGCUUUCCACGACAUGUUAAGCUGGCUUUGCAUAAGUUAGUAGGUGGUUAUGAAAAGGGACGGCUUCCUCUUCUUCGGACGGCACACAGAUUCAGAGGGGGCUGGGGGGUCCACCGAAGUGAACUCUCAAGUGCCUGGCCGGCUUGAUUUUGUUCGUAUACUUGCGCUGAUUUUUGGAAAACGAAAAUUAAAUUUGAAAAAUUUCUCUUUUCCCCCGUAGUACCCACUUGAAGUUGUACAAUCCCGAAACGGAGAAAAUCCCACGUCAAGUACCCGUCAGAAAGAACUGGACUGUUGAGAAGGGCGUGUGAAAGUACGCCCCACAUAAGAUUCGAGUAAUCUUCUUCUCUUGCUCUCCCCCAUUCAUUUCCGCAACUGGUUCUGAACUCAUCAUGAUGAUGGAGCAGUAGAGGGGGACCACCCGAAAAGUUGUCGUUUUCUGAGAGGUGACAUUGACACACACUCGUUUGUCUUUUUUGAUGGGAAUCGGGCUAACACCAACACAGAAAGCAAGAAGAAGAAGAAGAAGAAAAAGUAUUACAUAAUAAUAGUAGUAGGGGGGUUGCUGUAGUAUGCAUAUCAUAGACGUUUACUACUCAAGGAUUAAAAGGUCGUAGGCGACAGAAAAACUGAAAAAGGGGCAAUGAUGAUGAUGAUGACUACAUGGCGCAAAAGAGGGGAUCAGGGCUGGAAUUUUACAUUUGAUGGACCACAGUAAAAAAUUUUAUGUGAAAAAUCUUGUAUAGUCCCUUUCUCCUCACAAAAAAAGAAAGUUUCACGGGUUAUAAGGAUCGUUAAAGAAAACAAAAUCUACGCUCAGUCCUGCAGGGGAUCCAAUAACCGUGACUUUUUCCAGUGCUACUCGUCGAAUUGCAACGUGACUUUCAACGCGCCGAUUGGACUGACCGACCUGGAAGUCCGUCUCCGAGUCUCCACUUUCGACGACAAUGGAGCCGUCGGAGGCAUCGUCAUUUCCACGUGGUACAACAUCAAUCACAUUCUCACUACUACCUCUCUGGACAUGGCUCUGAAGUCGGUCGAAUGGAACGACGACAAGGCGGCCGCCAGAUUGACACUCGACCGUCCACAAAGUGUGCACGUCCCGGCGUGCUCAUUGCAGAUGAUGUACAAGAAUGCGUUGAGCUCCGAGUACAAACACUUUGACUUUUAUCUCGACCACACCCGCGAGAUCAUCGUGAAGAAGUUGGACUUCAACCAGACGUACACAAUGCGUCUGGCGCCCGCCUCUAGUGACCCGUUCCGACCGUCAACUGCUCUUGCGACGACGCUUGCCACCACGAAAUUUCAAGUGCCAGCAUGUGGGGAUAUGGUAGCUGAUGUGACCAUGUGUGGUAAGUGAAACAUAAGAGCUACAUAUUGAAAUGGGGCUUUUUUGGACAUCCGAACGAGCACUCGGGGGAUAUAUCAGGGGAAAAGAUCUGAAUGAGACGGGGCGAUGUGUGUUUGCACAUUUAUCUUUUGAACAUCGCGGACGUUAUUUUCUGCGGGGGGAAGAAAAGAGGUUUUCCAACAAAAUAAGGGAUUUGAAUUUUGAAACACGACACAAAAAACCAGUUAUUUCAGCGCCGCCACCAGUCUUGAGUCUGACUUCCAGCUGGAAUUUGUCGUCGACCAAUGGCUACGGUCUUGCCAUCGAAUGGACCUACUUUUCAGGUAAACAAAUUUUUUCAGCAUUUCUAAUCCGCUCACUAGUUCUAGAUGAUCGUAUCAACCAGUCGGUGCCAGUGAUCUCCAUGUCGCACUUCAUGUUCACCGUUCAUCCGCUGAUCACUUCGAACAACGAGAAGUGCGAAAAGUACGAGCCAAUCCGCCGUGACGUCACCUAUACUCAUCGACGAGUGGUGUUCUACGUGCCGGACGCCGAGUGCAACUACGAGGUCGAGGUGUCGGCAUUCGACACAAAACAGAGGAGGAGUGAGAUCAAGAAGAUCAAGAUCAUGCGAGUCAAUGAGCCCUCCUACAUGUCCCUGCUUCUCGCCACCGACAUUCCGACUUCUGUCGGCCUCUGUGCGCUUCUCAUCGCUUCCAUUAUUGUCCUUUUCGUAAUUGUUGGAUUCUUUAUUCACAAGAAGAGGAAGGGAGAGAAACACGUAGAUGAUGGUCGGUAUGGAACUGGUGAGCGGAUGGUGUACGCCUACGUGGAUGCCACCGACGCGUCGAGGACUGUGAUCGGGGUCCGACCACUGAACUUCCGAUUUGAACCACCCGAGGCCGGGAACAGAAACAUUGAUGCAACAGUGAGUAGUCAUGAAAUCUGAUCUAACCCUACCUUCCAUCUUUCUCUUCAUCUUUCAACUCCCUUUUCAGUUGGCCCAACGCACCUACAACGGCUACAAUCUGCACACGCAGUCGCGAAGAGCCGGUCCCGGAUGCCACGUAAUAACUUCCUCUUUCAUCUAACUUUUCACUAUCUUCCUCCUCUUUUCAGGACACCAUUUUCCCGUACUACGCAGAUCAGAACUCGGUCAAAAUUCCACCGCACAUGAUGUUGAGAGUUCCGCAGCACGUGGUACAGCAUCCACAGCAGCAGCACCAUGUCGAAUCGAACGAUGGACAUGAGCAGGAUUACGAGACGAUCAUGGACUUUUCGAACGAGUUGAACUUGAGCGAUGAGGUGUUUGAGGUAUGCCGAAAACUUCUGUGUGAACUUCUACACUAACUAGGGGGAAGGAGAAUUCGAAAGAUUUCUGCAGCAAUAAAAUAUGAUUUUCAGUCGGAAAGCAUCGCUUCCUCUUCGCCAAACUCUGUGUACGCCUCGAGAGAUCCAAAAGUGUGCAUCCCAAUGGCUCCGAUUGCUCCGUUUGAGUACUACGACAAUAUGCCGGCUUUUCCGUUCCAGGACUUCCAACUCCGCAAGACCUAUCAGCCGGAAGGCAAUCCGUGCUGGCGAUUGACGAAUGUUGUGGACUCGGUUCGUGGAAACUGUUACGCGCUCAAAUAUGGAAAGGAUUAUUGUAAGUUUCGAAGUUAUUUUCAAACGAAUCAUUCCGUUUUCAGCCAAAGAAACUCGAGAAGCGAUGCGCAAAGAACUGGACUUUCUGCGAACCUUCCCACAACAUCAGCACUGUGUCCGUUUCGAUGGAGUUGUCAUUGGAAGAUGGGAAAACGUGCCGUACCAGAUCAUUGGUCUGCUCAUGGAGAAUUGCCGUGGUGGAUCGCUUCGCAACUACAUCUUCUCGGCCGGAUCCAUGCUCCGUCACCAAGCAAUGGAGUCGCCGCAUCCGCAGCCACCACACGGACCGCCGCCGCCCCCGAGUGCUGUUUCUCCUCGCCCGCAAACACAAAUUUACGAGCACUCUCUUCGGGUCACCGACGGUUCUCCAUCUCCGUCCUCUGGAUAUGACAGUUUCUCGAGCAACGAUCGCAAGACACCGGAGGAGCCGAACCAUUUGACUCUUGCCCAACACUGCCAUCACAUCUCGAUCCGUUUCUGUCAGUUUGCCGAGCAGAUUGCGUCGGCUCUCGAGCACCUCCAUCGUGCCGGAAUUGUCCAUACUCGAGUGACCACCAUCAAUGUGUACCUCUUCCGCGAAUACAACGAUCCGCUGGACAUGCUGUGCGAUCAAAUGGUCAAACUCGGAGAUUUUGGCUAUGCCGCCCGCAGCGCCGACGACGUCGUUAUCCAUCAGAGUCUGCAGCCGCCGGAGGUCGCGCUCGGCAAGAAAUAUGAGGCGAAAGGAGACAUUUGGCAGUUCGGAACGUGUUUGGCGGAGAUGUGCCUUCUGGGAGUCACUUGGCAGACGCAGAGGCAGAUUCCGACGUCUGGACUUGAUGAAUUGUAAGUUGAAUAAUAUCUGAAACGAUAAAUAGUUUUUUUAUCGAUUGCUGAAGGUUUUGAGCCCUAAAAGCCGGUAGAAAUUGACAAAAACUCACUUGUUCCUGUUUUUUCUGAAGAAAAUCGUCAUUAUUUUGUCAUUGAAUCCAUGAAAUAUGUUGAAAAAAUGCUUUCGAACAUAAAAAUGAACUGGUGCUGGACGAGUAAGCGACAAGCGCUUCUCGGCCGCGGGCGUGUACUACACGUGGACAACGUGAAUUUUUUGAAGAAAAAACUUGGAGAAACGAGAGAAUUUGCUGAAAAUUGUGAGAAAUAAUCGGUUUGGGUCCUCAGAAACACCUAAAAUCACAAACUGAGUGUAAAAUUUUGAUUUCAGUGACAAAUUGCCGUCGACCCAAGUGCUCCACGACGCGGCGAAGAAGUGUCUGAACCCUCGGAACCGUCCGUCCGCUUCGGACCUUCGCGGCGUGUUCCAGACGGACACUGCGCGAGAUAUCAAAGCGAUGGACAUGGCGGAUCAGAUGAAGCAGUCCCUACUCAUUUGA